GUUUUCCAUUGGUGUGCUGUCAUAUUUUCAGCUCAUCGACUUCACUGACAAGUCUACCGUCUUCCGCUCAUGGCUUUUGAACGAUGCAGGUGAGGCUUUGCUGUACUUCGACCAUGUCCACCUGCAGGAGGUCCGCGAUGAGCAUAUUCAGAAAACUUUGCAAGCUUCGGGGCGCCAAGGUAUGGAGCAGCAUCUGCUCUACGACGUCACCUGGCGACCCGCUGAACCUCAGGCUGCCGCGACAUCGCGGUGGCUGCUCCUCGGCAGCCGCUCCGCCCUUCAGCGGCUGAAGGCCAAGGAAGAUCCGCGGUGCCGCUGUGCAGAGCUGGAUAUGGAGGGCCAGGACCUGCCUGCACUACUCUCCGAAGAAGCUUGGACUGCCGUGAUACUCGCCGACGGCUUGAUGGCCACUGGUGCCAGCACCAGCGCUUGGGCUGUGUCUCCUGCAGACUCAGCUGCUCCAGGUGGCGAGCACAGCGACGUCAGUGUUCUGGAGCGUGCGAUGGUCCUUACCAAGGCAGCUGCAAAGUUGGGCAGCAAGGCUCCCUUGGUGGUCUUGCCGACCUACGGAGCCCAGCCAGUGGCAACAGAGCAGAAGAAGCAGCGAGGUGCUCCGGACCACAGUGGUUUGUGGGGUUUCGCACGUGCCGUGCGAAUGGAAUAUCCAGGCGCCCUCCGGAUCCAGUGCGUUGACCUGGACGCAUGCAAAGACUCGGAUGCCUGGGCCCAGCUGUGCACAGUGUUGCCGGGCUUGCCAGAAGAGGAGGAGAUGGCGAUCCGAGACGGAGAGAUCAGGACUGCAAAGCUUGCGCGAUCUGCGUUGAAGUACACCGGAGCCGUACGGCUGAACAUGCCAGCACGCGGAUCCAUCGCUGGUAUGCGCGUGGUUCCACAAGCCACAUCCGCACGAGCAGCAGCCGCACCAGGGAUGGCACAGCUGCGCAUCCGUGCGGUUGGUCUGAAUUUCCGCGAUGUCUUGAACGUCAUGGGCCUUUACCCCGGAGAUCCGGGUCCACCUGGCGCCGACUGCGGUGGCACAGUCAUCAGCCUUGGGGACAAAAUCCCACACUUGCGGCUGGCGGAGGAUGUUUUUGGCGAGUCGCCCGGGUGCCUCAGCACUUACAACACAAGCUCCGCAGCCCUGCUCUCUCCCAAGCCACCCUCCUGGACUUACGAGGAGGCCUGCUGUAUGCCGGUGAUCUUCGUAACAGUGGAGGAGGCAUUGGGCGACGUUGCGAAGCUGAAGCGGGGCGAGCGAGUCCUCAUCCACGCUGCGGCCGGGGGCGUGGGUCUGGUGGCCAUCCAGUAUGCGGCCUUCGUCGGCGCAGAAGUCUAUGCCACUGCUGGCGCAUCAGAAAAACACGAAUUCUUGAGAGGGCUUGGUGUGAAGUACAUCACCAGCAGCAGAAAUGGACAGAAAUUUGAGGAUGACAUGAAGAAGCUCCUUGAGGAGCAGCGAGUGGACGGAAUCGACGUGGUGCUCAACAGUCUCAGCCACGAUGACUACAUUCCGCGAUCGUUGGCCUUGCUUCGCAAGGGUGGCCGAUUCCUUGAGAUCGGCAAGCGUGGCAUCUGGUCGCACGAGCAGAUGUUCGAAGCCCGCCCAGAUGUCAUGUAUGAGAAGAUUGCGGCAGACACCAUGAUGGAAAAGGAGCCAUGGCGGUACAAUGCGUACCUGAAGAGGCUGUUGCACCGCGUGGACGACGGAGGGCUAAGUCCCAUCAACAUGCACACCUUUGAUGGCAUGGAGAAGGGUGUCGCGGCAUUGCAGUUCCUCCAGAGAGCCAGCAACAUCGGAAAAGUCGUCAUCACUUCGCCGAGCCGCUUGCUUUGCAGUCCGAAGCAAAUGCCAGUCCUUUCUGGUGGGCUUGGUGCACUGGGGGUGGUCACAGCACAGUUCCUGGUGGAGGAAGGUUGCAAAGCUUUGUGCCUGCUGUCGCGCAAUGGCCAGCCAGCGAAGGAUGUUGGGCCUCAGUGGUCUUGGCUCCAGAAGUGUGCCGUGGACCUCCGCGUCCAGAAAUGUGAUGUUG
Messenger RNA from Symbiodinium sp. CCMP2456, 2030 nucleotides. The record is from the annotation of a GenBank genome assembly. Lineage: Eukaryota; Dinophyceae; Suessiales; Symbiodiniaceae.